UCGCUCCCUGGCUGAUCAUCCGUCCCGCAGUUUGACUUGGCGACUAUAUUGCCAUCUUGCAGCCUGCCCCUUCACCAAACAGUGCGUGUUUUCUGAUAUGUACGGUUCUCAGUCCUUACAGAUUUCUGCUUCUGAAUUACAAACCGAUAAACGACACCGAUAAAAAUGUUACUUACCUCUGCUACUGUCAUCAGACCCACUGCUACUGCUAUUACGUCCCAAUCAAGAGCAUUUCAUAAGCCCAUUACGAUUUUCACAACGAAACUGGCAUUCAAUUCCCAGAAAUGGGUUUGUACUGGCCAGAGUCAAAAUUCCAGGGUUGGUUCGAUUAGGAAUGCUGAUACUAGUUCAACUGAGGAGGAUGUUGAAUCUUUUGAACAAGAAAAUUUCAUUAACAGGGCUUCAAAUUUUGAGACUGGUGGAAUCGAAGCUACCCUCAAUAAUUUGAGUAAGUGGCUUGUGGCGGUGCUUUUUAUGACUCUCAUCUGGAGGCAUGAUCCUGGAACAUUAUGGGCUGUUAUAGGUGUUUCGCUUAAUGGUAUACUUGCAAUCGCUCUGAAGAUGAUAUUAAACCAAGCGAGGCCUAUUUCUACCUUAAAGGCAGACCCUGGAAUGCCAUCUUCGCAUGCACAGUUCAUGUUCUAUGCAGUUGCAUUCGUUAAUUUGUCAAGUCCCCAUCGGAUUAGUCGAGGUGUGCUUAAGCUGGCGCGGACACACACGAUCAUUAAAAAAAAAAAAGUUCUGGAAUUUUACGGGAUUAAUGCACUUUCGACAACCCUGUGUGGACUUGUCUUUAUAUUUGGAUCUUAUUUUUCAUGGCUUCGGAUUUCGCAAAAAUUCCAUACAACUAGCCAAGUCGUCGUGGGAGCUGUGUUGGGGUCGAUUUUCUCAAUAUUUUGGUACUGGUCAUGGAAUGCUUUUGUGUUGAAGUCAUUUACAUCCUACUUGUGGGUUAGAGUGCUGAUUGUUCUAUGUUCUAUUGGAUUUUGCAUCAAAUUUCUGGUUUAUGUUUUCCAGUCUUGGAUUCUGCCUGAUGAAUGAUACUCAGAUCCAUUCUUAGACAGUAUAUGCAGAGAUGCUUGUUUUGCAUGUGUUAUGUCCACACCACUCCAAUGUACUAAAUAUGUGUGCCUUCAUAUCUAAUGGAAAGCUGAUUUUACUUGUGGGGCAAAAAAA
This is a messenger RNA of Olea europaea var. sylvestris, 1176 nucleotides long. RefSeq names its product lipid phosphate phosphatase epsilon 2, chloroplastic-like. NCBI's taxonomy places the organism in Eukaryota, Viridiplantae, Streptophyta, Magnoliopsida, Lamiales, Oleaceae. Gene Ontology annotation, biological process: protein N-linked glycosylation; lipid biosynthetic process. The transcript is spliced from 5 exons. Gene Ontology annotation, molecular function: dolichyldiphosphatase activity. Gene Ontology annotation, cellular component: intracellular membrane-bounded organelle; endoplasmic reticulum membrane. Bases 166 to 1041 code for a protein of 291 amino acids. The record is from RefSeq and is a predicted model, not a curated record.